UGGAGUGGCAAAGACCAGUUUUUUGGCUUUGGAAAAACGCGGUAGAGAGAGAGAGAGAUGCAAUCUCUGCAACAGAAGGCCUCGGAGUGGAGCGGGGUUAAACUCGAGGAUGCCUUCGCCAUCGAUGAAACCAACCUCUUUCAAACCCUAGGUCUCCAAGCAUUCAUUGACCUAUCAACCAACUUCUAUGGCAGGGUUUAUGCAGACGAGGAAGAAUGGUUUCUUUCAAUUUUUUCCAAUUCAAAAAAGGAAGAUGCCAUCCGUAACCAGUAUGAAUUUUUUGUUCAGAGAAUGGGAGGCCCCCCCUUGUACUCCGAGAGAAGAGGUCAUCCUGCCCUAAUUGGGCGCCACAGACCAUUCCCGGUCACACACCAAGCAGCUGAAAGGUGGUUACACCACAUGAAUGCGGCCCUAGACACUACAUCAAACAUAGAUCCUGAUUCAAAGCUUAAAAUGAAGAACUUUUUCAGGCAUACUGCUUUCUUUCUUGUGGCUGGAGAUGAAAUGAAGAACCGGACACAGGGAUUUGCUUGCAAGCAUGGGGCUGCGAAGGCACCUACUAUGUGAAAAUUUUAUAUACAGGCAUGCAAGAUGAAAUUAUCAAUAUCAACAACAGUAAAUUAAUAAAAAACAACAGUAAGAAAAAGAAAACAGUCAUUGUACACACAUUUAGCAAUUGAUGAUCUGUUUAAUUGGUGAUCAUGUGGAAUUCAUGGUCACAUUUCCUUGGGCAAAAUUAAAUUUAAAUAUAUACGUAAAUACAUUAUAAUAAGAGCUAGUUUACUUUUAUUCCU
This is a messenger RNA of Amborella trichopoda, 794 nucleotides long. RefSeq names its product hemoglobin 3 (gene GLB3). Gene Ontology annotation, biological process: oxygen transport. Lineage: Eukaryota; Viridiplantae; Streptophyta; Magnoliopsida; Amborellales; Amborellaceae. Gene Ontology annotation, molecular function: oxygen binding; heme binding; oxygen carrier activity. The record is from RefSeq and is a predicted model, not a curated record.